Pocillopora meandrina is the source of this 21375-nucleotide messenger RNA. NCBI's taxonomy places the organism in Eukaryota, Metazoa, Cnidaria, Anthozoa, Scleractinia, Pocilloporidae. The record is from the annotation of a GenBank genome assembly.
AUGGUUUCCCAAGUGGAUGUCUUGAGCGAUCGAGAAAAGGAGAUUUUGUCGAAUUAUGACAGGUUUGGAUGUGUAUGUGCCCAUUCCUGUUCCUGAGUUAGUUGGGUUUACCUGAUCAAGCUCUCUCAUGUGUUAUUUCUUUAGCCGAUUUUACGGAUUUCUACGAAUUCAAGACCCAGUUGGAGAUCCAUCACUGCCUGACCUGAACCACAAAUCGUUAUUGCUCAAGGUAAGUUUGAGGUUUGAUGACUCUAUGCUAUGGACUUUUUCUGCAAAGUUUAUGAUUUCUGUUGAUGCACUCGGCGGCUAUCAUCUUUGCUGACAGUUUGCCGGGAGCAUUAAUUGUUUGGUAACCGAACAAUUACGCGAGCGACGUGGAGUAGAACCAUUCUUUAUUUACAGUAAACACUUUGCUAAUGUGAAUAAUUAUAAUUUGCCUUUGAAUCCAGGGUGUAGAUUUUUUCGAGAAAGAAUUGCAACGAGAAGGGAAGUCAGUUCAUCCAUCCACAUUCUGCAGACUGGGACAUAUUCACCUGUUGCUUGACGACUUUCCUAAAGGUACUGUGAAAAUUAAACGGCACUUGGUGAGAAAUUGCGUAAGGUUUUAGAGUUAUUCGCAUAUUUUAUUACCUAGUAUAACGAGGGUUGUUUCUGAUCGAAAAGGUUUCGAAAGAAAAGUAAAAAGCUAACACUUUCCUUCCGUGAGAUAGUCAGUCUGUGCACUUCAAAGGUUUACCUAUAAAACGUAGUUACAAUUGGUAGUGAUUUAUCGUCUAAUUUCUCGAUUCGUCGCUCUCUAAAUGUGUCUUGUGUUUCAUUCUCAGCGCUUUCAGCUUACCAGAGGUUCUUUAACGUCCAACAGGUCGAUUAUUGGAAGGUAAAGUUAGCGUAUUUUUAAUGUUUGCACUCGUGCGAACUUCUUCAGUGAUAGUGUACACUUUAUUGUAUUGUGUUUUCACAAAGCAGGCUUUACAUCGCCAUGUCGUCGGGCAUUUAGAACACACUUCAGCUAGGAAAAGUUUGUGCACACUUUAAGUAUUACAGUUUAAACGGAAACUGUAGCACUAGAUCAUUCCUGUGGUGUUGUAUUUAUCUUACGAAGAGUUCCUUUUGUUUUCAUUUUACGACUUUGAUAUGGUCGACGAGUUCAACUUUCACUAGAACUCAGUUCGAACUGGAGGUUGUUGUCAUGUUUUUAACAGAACCUGUAAACCAGGAAGAGUGAGACAGUGUCCAACCAAAAAGAACGAAAUAUUUCGGUUUGGUAUUAACAUAAGGAAGUUGUUAUUUUUUUCAGUUUAGUCAAAUGAAAUAUAUUUGAACCGCCAAAUCCUCAAUUGCCAGACAAAAGACAUUUGUGUUCAUCAAUUAUUGAAGAGAGGAAAUUCUAUUUUUGCUGAUUUUAAACUCUUUAGUAAUAGCAAAGGGCAAAAGCGGAAACUAUUUGCCACUCUCACGUUGCUCAGGGAAAAUCCCAUUAUUACCAUGGCCAAUUUUCCACAUUAAUGCAAGCUCGAUCUUGUUCUCGAAAUUGAUUUUAAUAGCCUUGCCUCUCCUACAGACUUGUCCUCUACAUUUAUAAAUUUAGCAACAGAUUGUAAGUAGCCAAGUUCAAUCCAAAAAUGAAAGAAGAUACUUGUGUUAUUUAUAAAGCUCACUUUCAUUUCAAUUCAGGAUGCGCCAAUGUUUCUCUGAAAUUGCCCUAAUUACUCAGGGAAAAAUGCUUGACACAAGAAAAUACUGAAUUCAAGUAAAAAAAAAUUAGUAUUUAUGUAUGACCAUUUACUGACGAAACUAGGUUUUUGUUAUAAAAUUCAAACAAAUGAUUCUCAAGGAACAAAAAGUUGUUACUGGUAUGGUGCCAGAAUUACCUAAAUAUGUCUAAUUAAUUUAUUUUAGGAAAUUUUAUUUGUGGUGGUGUAUACAUAGUGAAUGAUUGUAUGACAUGUCACAAGGGUGUCAAUAAUGUAAAUUGGUUUUCGAGCACCCAAGACUGUUUACAUCAUGAUGUUUUUGUCUAUUAUAGUUGAGAUAACAUCUUUGACUUGUUAUCAGCAUGGUAAAAAAAAUUUAUAGCUCCAGUUUAUAGAGUGACACAGGGCUUACAUGUAUCAGUGAAACUUUGAAGAUGUAGCGUUAUUGUCACUCACUGUGGAUCAGAGGGGGGGAGGGGUGGGUGGAGGUUAGUCUAUCACCGGUUGCCUUGCAGCACAAUGUCAGGUAUCCAUGAGAAAUGGCGAAAUUUUUUAGGUCAGCUACAUGUCAAAAAUGAACAUAUCCAAGUGGGAGUCUGAUUGAAAGCUUUAUACAAGACAAGUUUUAACCAAAUGCAGGGUUUUAUUCAAGAUGCUAUUUUCUCAUCAUUAAAAGCUUGCCGCUUUUAGGUUGUAGAAUUUAUCUGAGCCAAAGGAAACUUUGAAAAAGUCGCAUGAAAGUUGAUUGUCGCAAAGAUAAGGAUUUGAUAGCUGAACGUAUUAUUUCAAAAUAGUGUGAUAUGUAAUUUGAAUCAUUCAUGGUCAAAUCUUUGGAAGUUAGACAUGAAGCUUUUCUUCAGUAUUUAAGUUAUCGUCUCUUGUUCAUAUCAUAUCUGAAAGCAAAAGUACAAGCAAGAAAGAGAAAAGUUAUCAUCUAUAUUGGUUGUACAUGUUCGCACAUAAGUAGCUCACAAUUAAGCGUCAAACAUAGCACUCAGUGUCCAAUGUUAUACCAUGAGAAGGGAUUGUUCAUUGGAACAAAUUUUUGGUGGUGAUUUUUUUGUACUUCCCGGGGUGGAUUCAGUAUUGUAUGAGGAUUUUGAAAUUUAAUAUUAAUCAAAUUAGUUCAUCUUUCGGUUACAAUACAUGUAGAGUUAAACAUGUCUUCAAAGAUGAAUUUUAAAUGACCAACGUACUGUUGCUGGAAAGCAGUAAUUUUUUGUCCCUUGUUUUUGGACCGUACACCAGAUACUAUAAUGUCUAUUUUGAAGUGUUAUCUAUUGUGGUCAUGUUUCUUUCGAGGUUAGCAUUUAAAAUACAUCUUUAAAGACAUUUGCAUUGUGUCACAUUCUUCACACUCAUGUUCCAGUUUCUGUGGGGUGAAAUUUAAUCAGCAAGAAAAAAAAAAUGACCACACGGAUAGCUGAUAAUUCUAGUAAAAGAAUUUUGUCAUCAUCAAAAGCAUCAUCAAGGCUUUUCGGCCAAAGAAUUCUACACAGAGAGCUUUUUUCCCCUGAAUUUCCAACAAGAAAAUACACUGUAUCUUAUGACUUUGUGUAGUUAAGUUACACUUUUUCUCAGGGUCUUGCGCUGUUUUUCCCUCUAUCUCUGAUACAUAGUGAAACCAGUCUUCACAUAAAGUUGUUUCAAUAAUUUCACUUUUUGUUGGGGGAAAAAUUAACAGAAGUGAGACCUUUGUUACUAUUACCAUUGGCUGCAAUAUUUUGUCUUAAAUAUGAUUAUUCCAAAUUAGAUGGUAAAAAUUAUCAUUAUCUUUUAUUGCAGAGAGGACAGCCAAUAAUUCUAAGUUGAAUGAGCAAUUAAUUUUACUCCAAUUAUAUAUAUUGCAUCUAUCUUGCCUCUUUUCCCUUAUUUCAAUAUUUUUUUAGUAGUAUUUCCAUAGAGCAACAUAUUGCAUAAAAGAAGAGACAUUGAUGUUGAGUAGGAAAGGGAACCAGGGCUGUUUUAUUUCUUUCUUAGUGAGGUAUAUGUAUUAACAUUUUCCAAAGUGAAGCUUUAAUACGUGCAAAAAUAGAGUUCUUAUCAGAUUAUGUCUCUGAUUGUUGACAGACUCAAAGCUUUAUUUGUGUAAGUAAAUUACCAAAAGGUUAAACCUUUUAUAUUGAGGAAAGGAACCACAUUCUGUGCAAGUUUUUUAAGUUGGUAAUUACUUUCCAAAAGACACUUAAAACCACCUACAAAUGUGAAUGGAUCUUAUUUUCAACAGUGCAUCACUGUCUGCAUUGCAUGUAGUGCUCUUUUUCACCGUCCAUUGUGUAUUUUAAGUUCCCUUUGCAGGAAAGUUUUAUUCAUGUUUGUCUCUACUACAUGUUCAUUGAUAUUGUUAUUUAUUUGCACCAUGAUAAAUUCUUACAAUUACAUGUCAGAAUGAUAAAGCAUGUUUAGCAAAUAUUGAUGUCAAGAUUUUUGUAUUAUGGCAGUACAAAGAGUGACCGUAAAGAAAACUUAACUUGCCAUAUUCACAGGGUUCAUGUUAUCGAUUGAAAGUAAUUGACAAGUUAUAAUUCUUGAAGAUUUAUGAGUGUACUUAUUUAACUUUACUUAUGCUCUAAACAAACCCAAAUCCUUAAUUCCUUGCUGCACAUGGAGCAAUAUUAAUGUUAGGCAUAAUAUUGUGAAAUUACUAUGGUAACAUUUUCAUUUUCAAGUGGACUCACGGUAUGCAAGUACAUUGUAACACUAACUAUAUAGAUUGUCUUAAUUGUCUUUCUUUUAUCCCAUUUACAGGAUGCCACAUUUCUUUAUGGCCUAGGGAUUGUAUAUUUUAACUUCUCAGCAUAUCCCUGGUAAGAGCAACCAUUUCAUCCCACUAUUUUCAGUUGAGUAAGGUGCGUUUGCGGAAGUUCACCAACCAUGUUUUGACGUUAAAAUCAUGUUGUUGGCUGCGGAAACUGGGUCGGUUUCCUGUGGUAACAGGCUUUCAAGUUUUACAUUUGAUGACACACAGCUCUUGAUAUUUGGUUUUCAUUGGACAGGUGGCUGUGACAAUACUGUUAUUUCAUGGUUGAAACCCAGUCACCAAACUUUUUGCAUAUCUUACUCAACUGAUACUUGUGGUUAAGAAUACUCCUAUGUAAGUUUAUUGUAAAGCAUGUUGACAGUCAAGUCUUCCUAAACUCUUAAACUGUGGUAAUGGCUUCUAUUAAUAGUUGGUGGUUCAAAUUCAUCAUUGGUUUUUACUUUUUAAACCAGUAUUGAUAUGUGAUUUUUCUUUAUCAAAAUUAAACUGGCUUGAAGAAUUUUGAACUAAAGAAAAUAUUAACCUGUAAGUACACCUGUAUAUAUCUUGAGUCUCUUGGGAUAUUGCAAAAUUACAAAGUCCUUGGUAUUCUGGGUUUCUCAGCUGUCCCUGGUUCUCUAGCAUCCCUGGUGCACUUAGUGUCCUAAAUUUGUUAAGUGUCCUUAGUAUGUCUCAGCUUAGACUAUAAGCAGUCCCUUCCUCUCAGUAAAUUUCUGUUAGUGCACCAUGCAGAAUUUCACUUCGUCUGUAGUCCUUGUGUUUCAAGCAACUCACUCCCAAAGUCCCCAGUUGCCCUAGCCAUCACAAGGGUCUUGGCUGUCCCAAGUGUAGCACACCAGUCCCAUUCCUUUCAGUGUCCCAGGAGUCUCGGGUAUUCUAGGCCUCCCAGGUGUCUAAAAGGGUUCUUUGAUGAGUCAAAUCCACACAUUUUCAUUUGUCUCCUCUAGUAUUAAAAAAGCCUAAAAAUUUCUCAAAACAUUGUAAUUACCAUGGCAACAUUACAGCCUCUAAACUUCAAGAAUUAGUUUGUUGACCUCAUGUCUCAUUGUUGCAUUGCAAUCAAUAACUCAUUUAAUGUUCUUCUGCAAAGUUUAAAAUUCCAAGUUCCUAUAUAGCCCCCUGAACUAUUUUUAAUUUGUGUUGGUAUCAAUCUAUCACAAAAUAGGGCUUCAAAAAAACACCCAAACCAUCUUGAACCACCUGAAAGAACAAUUUAUACCUAAAGAAAUCGUGUAUUUGAUUCUGUUCAACAGGGCAGUAAAGAUCUUUCAACAAGUGCUGUAUAUAGACCCCAGCUUUAAUUGUUCCAAUGAAGUUCAUCUCCGACUGGGAAUCAUAUUUAAAGACCAGGGAAGCUGUGAAGCUAGUAUUAAAGUAAGUUAAUAUUGAGAUUGUUUGAUGAGUUAAAUCUCUGAAACACCGACAAAACAGAGCAAGGAGUAAGUUUUUCUAUUUACUCCAUAAAGGUGGGGUUAAGAUUACGAAGCAUACAUUUCUGAGGAAAGUGAAGACCCAUGUCAAAUUUGUAAUUGAAAGAAAAAAGCAGGAGUUUUUAUUCAAAUCCACAGAUUGUUGUGCAACUCCUUUUGGCAAUUCAUAACUAUGUUUUGUUUUGUUUGCAGCAUUUUCAAAUGGCAUUAAUGGAUUCCAGCCCUUGUUCUUUAUCAAAAGUUGAAAGUAAGCUAGUAAUGCUUAUGUCACAAAUAGCUUUAUAUGUUUGAUUAGUCUGAGCAGCAUGGGAAAGAGCACUUUCAAAGUAACACCUACUUUCCACAUUAUGCAGUCCAUAGAAGGCCUAUAGAUUUUCAGAUUGCAAUAGUGAAGAUUUAACAAUGUCUAUAACAUUAGAUUUUAGGGGCCAUGUAUCGUAACCAUCGAAACAGUUUCUGAAUUUUCAAUGUUCUUGCUCAGAUUAGAUAUAAGUGUUAACUUGAAAUUAUGUUUUUCUCUCAGUUCGCUUUCAUCUGGGACACCUUUUCGAGAUGCAGAACAAAUGUGAUUUAGCGCAGGAAAUGUAUGAGACUAUCAUAGAGACUCCUAAUACGCCUAAUGCUGUCAGGGCUAAUGCUUACAAACAAUUAGGUAAGUACACGGUUGGUAUUGUAUUUAACAGAGUGGUUUUCACUUACAAUGUCAUUUGAGAUUAAAUGGGAAAUAGGGAAUGGGUAGUCAGGAAUUGGGAUUGCUAAAGCUACUAAGAUCUUUAAACUAUUUAAAAUUAACCUGGUAACCUUAGAUCUCAAGGUGAAAAAUGAAAUCAGUUGUCUGAAGGUUUGCUCUGUGUUUAGCCUCCAGGCACCACAUGAGAUUUGCAGAUAAUAGAUUUCUACAUAUAGUUACAGUUUUUAAGUUGUUUAGUCAUAACUAGACAGUUUCUAUUCUUUUCUCUAAAAAGGGUGGAUGUAUUACAACAAAGAACACCUGGGUGACAGAACAUCCAGAAUGGAAAAAGCUGUCCAGUUGUUGCUGAAAGCUAUUGAGACAGAUCCAAACAGUGGUGCUGCAUGGUAUUUAAUUGGAAGGUAGGAUAUGUUUUUCAUUGUUAGUAGCAGCGCUUUCAGCCCAUUCCAAAAUAUUAUGUCUCCAGCAUUUUACAUUUUUCCCUCCAGCUGAAAAAUGCAUAAUUUCUUAACUGAUGAUGUUCCACAAGCUCAAAUUUUAAAAGCAGGUUUUUUUAGGGUUUAAGCUUCUGGAUCCACAUUAAUUGUUUUUCUAUUGUAGGUGUUAUGCCAUGCAAGGAAAAGUUCAUGAUGCGUUCACUUCAUACCGUCAUGCCAUUGACAAGUCAGAGGCAAAUGCCGAUACAUGGUGCUCCAUAGGGUAAGUUCUGUCUCACACCAGAUUUUCUGAUGUUAAAGUAGUUAUUAUUUUUGCGGAAUGUAAUUAAAACCAUUGAAAAUAAAUUUUAUUUUUUGCAGUGUAUUGUAUCAACAGCAAAAUCAGCCCAUGGAUGCUUUGCAGGCUUAUGUGUGUGCCAUUCAGCUGGACCCAACCCAUGUGGCAGCAUGGACAGACCUAGGUAUUCUAUAUGAAGCCUGUGAACAGUUGAGGUAAAGAUAUUUUGUGUGCAUCUGCUCAGUGUCCUCCAAAAACCUCAGCAGCCAGAAUUUUCACCAGCCACUUUUUUCUGAAGCACCUGCUUCUUCAGUAGAACAAAAUGGUGAAAUGCUUGCAUUGAUCUGAAAUAAACUGUAACCCUGGCUUUAUUUUUGUAUAUAUACCCAAAACUCCUGAUUAAAACUGGAAAGAAAACGAUGAGUGAAGACAAAAGGAAUAGAUACUCACCGAAUAAGUGCUUGUGCCCAUUGGGGACCCACUUGUUUCUUGCCAGUUAUUUUUUUUUGUAUUGCUGGUCACUGAAAAUCUGUGGAGAACACUGAUUUGCUCUUUUAAUAUCCCAAUAUGAGAGCUGAGAAUUUUUAUGGGUCACUCAUUAGCAAUUCUCCUUUCUGUCUGCUUUACUAUUCUUAUGAUGCUAGUUCAGAGAAUUUGUCAUUGGAUCAACUAACAAUCACCUAAUUUAUAAUUUUGUUUAUUUUUAUCUUGUGUCUGCUUGAUAUUGUAUUGGUAUUGUGAGGAGAAAAUCCAACUUCAGGGCAUGAAAUUAAUCUUUUUUUCUGAUAGCCAUUUGGCUCUUAAAUUUUUCAAAGUGGUAGCCAAUUCAAAAAAAGUUGGUCGCCAUUUUUAAGGAAAACAAAACCUACUUUUACGCUGUCAUUGUUCUAGAUAGACCCUCCAAAAUUAAGGUAGGAAAAAGAUAGUUAACUUGCUACAAAGUGGACACUAGGAUGAAUGAUAAACAACGUACAAGCUCACCUAAAUCCAAGAUGGCGUCUAGUUGCGUUUUGGAAACGAACUUGACGAGGAAGUUUGCCGCAGAUUUAUUUUUGCAAAUCUUUUUAAUUCACUAUGUUUCUAGGUUAUGAUGAAGCAUUCUAGUCACCAAUUUGGCAACUAGUUUUCAGAAUUUGGUUGCCAAAGUGAAAAAUUUAGUCGCAUUGGCGCCUGUAUUAGGUGCAAUUUCACGCCCUGAUCUUGGUCACUCAUUUAAAUUGUUUGCGAUUUUCUCCUGAUGUUUUUUUUUGGUUUAUUUGCUUCUUUACUUGUAGUGAUGCAAUUGCAUGUUACAGUGCUGCUAGGAAGUAUGGUGAGUUAUUCAAGUUAAAACAAACUCGAUUUGUGCAAUGUUUUUCUUCAAUGGUAAGUUAAAUUGAGUUAAGAGGGAAUUAUUCAUCCUCAGGUGCAACCGAUAAUACAAUCGAGGCUCGCGUCAAGGCACUGCAGGCUCAGCUAGCUAUGAUGCCUCAACAAGGAAAAGGACAAAAGAAGUAAGUUAUUCCAUUUUAAGAUCCUUUGUAGUCUUAACUGUUUACACCUUAGCAUCAGCAUGCAUAUUCUCCAUACUGUUCUCUUCAGAUUUCUUGAGCCUGACAAGGAGAAUUUGUUUAACAAUCAAGAGCUUGUUUAUUUGGUGAUCAGGUCCUUUACUCUUGUGACCUUAAUGUUUGAUAGAGUAGAGAUAUUGUAAUUUGGGAGAAUUUUGAGGCUAGUCAUUGUUAGGGGUCAGGAGUCAAAGUUUAUAACUUCACUCUCAGGGCAGUCCCAUGUUUGUUUUAAAGUUUUUCAGGUUUUUAGAGUAGUCUACUUUCUAAUGCUGCACUUAGUUUUACAAAGAGGUAUGUUGUUAACAAUGUGACAUUUUUUUUUAGGAAUAUUCCAUCUGUUGAUGAGGCAUGGCAGUUACCUAUUCCUGCAGAACUUACAACAAGGACAAUACGCAAUGCACAAGUAAGGCCUGCCAUGGGUCCUUUGAUGAAGAGCUAACUCUUGAAAUUUCAGCUUAAAAAAACUCUUUUCAGAGGCCAGUUGACAUUAUUACAGUGUAACUCAGUUGCUAAAACCAAAAUAUCUUGUAAUCCCCCCCUAUUAUUUUGAUAUAAAAAGAAAUGGUGUCAUAUCUGUUAUUGUGCCUUUUAACGAUACGUUUUCCUUUGAAUCCAAUCUCCCUACUUUUCUUUCCUGAAAGAAUUUUUCCUUGUACAGUAUACUCGUAUUUAUAUACUUGUAUUAUGUAAAUGCAGCAAAAACAUUUAUGCAUAGGAUCUGUGACAUGUAGGGAACCCAGUUAAGAGUAAUACAUUUUUUUUGUCCUGUAGGUUCCAAAAAAGAAUUACUUUUUGGCUGUGUAGGAAUGUUUUUUUUUAUUGCUUGGUACAAUAAAAUUGAAAUUCUUUAUUUAUUUGUAGGUAAAGCUUUUGACCAGUGCUCAGAUGCAAGGUCUACAACAACAACAACUACAGCAAAUAUAUUUACAACAACAACAACAGCAGGUCACAGAACCAAACAAUGUGCAGGCUCAUGAUGCAGUUCCUUUGGAAAAUGCAGUCAUGUAUUCAACGGGUAAAAAUAUGGCAAACCAUGUUUCUUUGCAUGAUGGGAAGGCCGAAAAUCACGAUGAACUUAAUCAAUCUUCUGUUCCUGGUUCAAGCUCACAAGAAAACUGGCCUGAUGCAGUCCAGCCACUGAAUGGACAAAUACUGGUUCCAACAUGCUCUGAAAAUCAAUUUGCUAAAUCUACAGACGGUUUGACACAAACUGUUACAUCUAGCAUCACAACCCAAGGAAUUUCGCUUCCAUUACCUGGGCCGUUCUCGCAUUCAGAGUCACUUUUCACAGAAGCACACAGCGAUUCAGGUGUUUCUGCCAUGGAAACCUCUAUUGCAGGGGAUGAUCCAUUGAUGGCAGUCACUGAACAACAAAAUUCUUUAGCAGGACCUGAUGCAUUGACGACUACUUCUCCUCUAUCAAACUUCGUUUCAACGUCGUCCAAUGCUUCAAUGUUUAACUCAAGUGUUCCUAGUAAUCAAGGAACAACUCUUCUUCAAGGCGAAUCUGGAACAACAGCAACUUCUGAACAAUCUCUAUCAAGUGGAAUUCACUCCACUCUCUUGAGUGAAAUAAAUUGUACUGGUGAUGUGAAGCCAAGCCCGCUAACAGGAACUAGUGAUCCCACACUAAGCAAUGGACCCAUGUCAAUGUACACAGGAUUUCCAAGUUCAGCUGCCGGUGCAGCGAGUGGAAUAUCAACCAUUUCUCCCUUCUCACCCCCAAGUCAUUACGUUAUGUCGCCAACACAAAAAUCGCCCUUUCACACGACCGCAUCUCAACUCUCCCCAAGUCUUACUCAACCUUUGUCUAUCAUCAACCCAAGCUGUUUAUCGCCAAGUUCAGGCCUACAGGGAGGGCAGUCCGCUUUCUCUCCUGCGUCUCUUAUUCCAACGGAUCUCUUAUCUCCAUCAAAACAACUCGCAGUCAUCUCACCUAGCUCAUCAUCCAAAUCACCGUUCAACCUCAGUUCAGGGGGCGAUAAUUUGGCUAUUCCUAAAUUGAACUUGCUGUGUGAUUCCAAUGCGUUACCACACCCUCCAGAUACUCCACUUCCUCCUCUUCCUACAGACAAGUUGUCACCACAGACACCAAGUAUUUAUGUAAGCAUGUUUCCCAUGUCGCUAAAAUUUAAUGACGUAAAGUUCAUGUUUAAGAGACAGGUAUCUCUACAUGACCAAGUGUUUGUACAUGAAGGUACACUUCGCUUUUUAUAAUAAUUCACUUGCACAAUGUCUAGCUUUUGAAUGUAACGUUUAUCUUCAAAAGAUUCUCUAGUUCUUCCUUGUUAGACUUUUUUCAGUUGUGUUAAUUCUUAUAUUAUUUCCCGUGUAGGUUGAAAAUAAGAAGGAUGCAUUUUCACCAGCACUUCAAAACUUGGUGCUAAGUAAUUCCAAUCCCAUCCUAGUGAUCAGAGGGCUAGCAGCAGCACUUAGAUUAGGUUUGUAUCACCGUCACUGAACAUUUUAUACACACCCAUCUGUUGUGCAGCAACUGGCAACUAAAGUAUGUUCACAGAUCACUCAAAAAAAUUUUCAACGGAUAUUCCUGUAGACUACGAGCAGGCCUUCUUCUCCGACGUAGUCUGUCGCGUGAGUCGAAAAAACAAAAAAAAGAAAACACAGAACUCCCGUUGAGAAUGACUGUACAACUUGAUGCUUAACACUAUCCUAACGCUAACACUAAAACAGUCUGUGAAUUCUUUUGCAGAUCUUAGUUUGUUUUCAACCAAGACUCUUGUUGAAACAAAUGGCGAACACCAAGUGGAAGUGAGGACACAGGUAUAACUUAUUUUAGCUGAAAACUCAGUUUCACAGUUCUGAAUGGAGAGAAACUGUUUCUGCCUACAGAGAAAUUUUCAAUUGAGUUUCGAAAGUAAUCUGGGAUUGCAUUGAUUUUGCGUUGCUUUGCUUUUUGAUUGGUCCAGAAAACUCGCGCCUCUCUCUCAACCAAUCAGAUGCAGAACUAACACCAAUCGCGACUUGGUCACCCGCGUUUUCCCGCGCGUUAGGUUUGAGUUCUCAUUAGCUCUUCAGGAUAUUUUCCUUUCUUCUAACUGUCUGUUGUUAUUAUGUCGCUGAUGGUUGUAUGACGCUCAACUCUACUAACAAGCGCUCUAGUAUCUAGGUUGUCUUAAGCCACUUUGCAAGUAUCUUAAUCUCGAACCUUUUGGGCUGGUUAUUUAUACGAGGUCUAACCGAAACCGUGACUAAACGCAAGUAGUGGGCCUCAGAGAUUCUCUAUAAGAGGGUUGAUUUAAUAAAAUAAUUGUCCUUCCUCUAUAAGCUUUCGGCCCUCUUGACAUUGUCCACAAAAAUUAAUCUUUAGAUAAAAGGUUCGGUUAAAUUGAAGAUAGUUUAGAACGCGGUUUUGUUAAACAACGGCUAAACUUUGUUUAAAUAACCCGCUCCUUAGGUUCAGGAAGACUAUUGUCAGGCUAGGUGAAUGCUUAAGAUUGAUGACAAAUGCGCUGAUUAUCUUGUCUUCGCUUUCAGAGACUUCAAGCGUCAGAUGAAAACUGGGAUGCUGCUGGUGAAAAGAAAGUCUGGCUGUGCGAGAGCAGCAGGUAAGUAAUGUGAUGGUUUUAUGUUUUUGCUCAAAGUUGGUAGUUUCGCAAGUAAGAGGUUGAGCCUUGACGACAAGUAGGGUGAAUAAAGGGGGUAAGUUUCUAAAGAAACUGUGGUGCUGCUUCGGUGGGAGAAUAUAACAAGGUAAUCUUGUGUUACCAACUGAGUUGAUAGCGUCAAUUGGCCACCGUGAAGAGUUUAAAAGCCGACGUUUCGAGCGUUAGCCCUUUGUCAGAGCGAUUGACCAAGGGCUUAUGCUCGAAACGUCAGCUUUUAAACUCUUUACGGUGGCCAAUUUAAUUAAGGUAGAUAUCUCUUUAUGGAAUCAGCAAGGUUUUUAUGAAUGAAUGGUUGUUUACUUUUAACACUUAAAAUGAUAACAGGUAUCGAUAGAAAUGUCACCAACAGGAGAUUUGUUGAAACCCCCUGGCUUUGGAAAAAAUUUUAUCUGGAUGACCUUUUACUUUGAAGGCAUGGGUUAUCACUGACACAAAACAAUGACGCGGCUAUCUGUGGUGUAUUUGUUUCACAGGUCGUAUACAACCAUUGCAAAGUAUGCCCAAUAUCAGGCGAACUCAUUUCAAGAGUCUUUGAAGGUAACCUCUGAAGAGAAGUGAUGGUAGGGCCGUUUAUACGAGGGGAAAAUAAAACGUGGCUUGUAGAAGAUGCGAAGUCAUCGUAUUAAUGCUUCAUUUACACUUCAAUUAGCCGUGGUUCAUGUAAGGCGAGGGGUUUGAGCACGUCUUAAAUAAGCCGCGGCUUGAAGAAGAUGCGAAAUCACCGGCGUGAAUGGCAUUGCAGCUUACGUAAGACGCGAACUUAAACUGCGCAAGCGCAAUUUUUCCCACGCAUACGACCGCUCCCACAACUGUAUCAAAAAUAAGACGAGAAUCAUCAAUACGAGCGCUUUAUGUCUUAUUUACGCCGUGUUCGUAUAGAUGGCCCGGUUCGCCUCUCAUGUAAGCCGCGUAUUAUUUUCCUCGUAUAAACGGCCCUAGUGUAGACGUAGAUUUUUACAUUCGGAUUUUGGAAUAACAAUGUACAGUAAUAGUCAUGAAACAAGUGAAUUUACAUACAAACCCCUUUGCGAUCAUAAUCUGAGUAAAUUUGAAGUGUUUAUUAUGUUUGGUUACUUCAGGAAGAGCAGGAUAGACAAGCGGGCAUCAAAGAACCAUCGCAAUCAGACAGCGAUUCAUCGUCAAGCUCCAAGAAGUGAGUUCUGAUUUUACUUAUAUAACAAGUCUGAGUUAGUUCCUUCCGUUUUCAAAUCAGAUAAAAUAAUACUAUAUCAUGCCCUCUCAGUUGCAUCUUAUUAUAUCUGUCAGUCGAUGAGUGCGCUAUUAUUGGUCAGUUUAGUGGGCCAUAAUUCAUUGUACGGCCCGCCAAAUUAAACAAAUUAAUUUGAAUUGAAAUCUUGCUCUUUAUUUGAACCCAAGGACAUGAUAAAUAUCUUACUAACCUCGUUUUAUAGGUCCGUGCUGUGAGUUGCAGAACCUGUUUUUUUUUUUUUUCGUUCGGAUUUUUAGCGCGCAUCGCGCUAGGGCCAUCAAUCUGAGCGGAAAUACUCGGUCCUUAACUUACGGUUCGGAUCUCGAACUUUGUUAGUGAGAGGUUUUGUUUAUAUAUAAUGUACUGAUCCUAGUGUAAGCUCAUUGGGGUCUUUCUGUUUGUCUCCAACAGUGGCAGGAAAGGCAAAGGAAAGAAAUUCAAGUGGAUUAAAUUUGGAACUAAUGUUGAUCUUUCUGAUGAGAGAAAGUAAGUUUUAGAGAUACCGUUAGUAAAUUUUACAAAAGGUUUUCUUCUUAGACUUGUGUUUUACAGGAAAUGAAUAUUUACUCCAUUUGUUUGAAAUGUGCUUGACUUGCUUUGCUUUGUUCUCUUCAGAUGGAAAACGCAACUACAGGAACUUACUAAACUUCCACCAUUUGCCAAGGUCAGCAUUACCAUGUUACACCAAAUUUUUUUCGUCCUUGAAUACAAACACCUUGCGAACCUAAGCCUGUACAAGGCAUUUAGUUAAUAAAACGGAGCGAAUUGGCAAACGGCGCGGUAAAAGGAGCGGAGCGGAAAAAAAAAACGAGGGAAGUCUGGGUCUGGUCCCGCACCCGACCCAAACCUCCCUCGGUUUUUUCACUCCGCUAUUAUCGCGCUUCUUGUUACUAACUGAACGCCUAGAAUAGGCUAUAUGAAAAUAGAAGUAGUCUGCACAUUGUGACAAUCUUCAACGUUCUUUAUUUUAUCGGCAAUCGUCUAGGAAGUCUACUGAUUGUAACCUUUCUAUGAUCAGGUGGUGAGUCCUGGCAACAUGCUAAGCCAUAUUGGUCACACAAUCCUUGGCAUGAACUCAGUGCAGUUGUACAUGAAGAUACCAGGAUGUAGGACACCAGGUAUUUAUCCGUUCGAACACACUUUGGCUACUAGUUUCCUUAAAAAAGUUAUGUCUAGUUUGCAAGGAAAAAAAAAGGAUUAUUAAGGAUUAGUGUUUUUUAGUGCAUCUUUUCGAUAUUCUCUUAUCUUUGCGCUUAUCUGGAGGGUGAAAGCUGCAAACAUAUUAUAAAUUGUGGUAGACCUAAACUGGUGGAAGAACAAUCACCUGCGUUCUUUCCAAGCAUAGUAGAGGGGGCGAAUCCACGGCUUAAAUUGGGUGAUAGUGCGGAGCAUUUAAAUCAGCGAACUCUAAAACCCUGUGCUCUGAUUCCCUUGGCUGUACUGCCAACUUUUUUUAUUUUUAGAAAAGGAUCAAAUAAGGCAAUAUUUUGUAGUGUUAAACACUCCAGUGGUACAUUUUAUAUGACAUUUCCGAAAAGAUUGUAUUAUUAUUGCUUCAUACAAUGAUAAGCUACUUUUGUGUCUUUUGAUUGUGUUUCUAGGUCAUCAAGAAAACAAUAAUUUCUAUGCGAUAAAUAUUAACAUUGGACCGGGAGACUCGGAAUGGUUUGCAACUCCAACAGAAUAUUGGGGCGUUUUACACAACUUGUGUGAAAAGUAAGUAACUCGAUCCAAAAUGAUACAAUAAAUUAUUUAAACCCGAAGGUAACAUAGUCCCGAGGAGGAGUGUUGUUGCUAGUAGUAACUGACAUUUCGACAACCAUGGCGGAAGUCAUCGUCAGACUCAUAUUGGAGACAACUUUUCUAAUUGUAACUUUUUGAUUUUAUUUUGCAGGAAUAAUGUCAAUUUUCUAACAGGUAAGGAGCCUUUCACUACAGCGACUUAUCACUUCUUUAGUCUCUCUAAACCAAGCUCCACACACCUCCCCUUCUUGGCAAGCCCUCUCCCCUACCCCAGUCCUCCCUCUACAACCUUCCAGCUCCAAUUCUCAUUUGUGUUCUCAAACACUGAGACAGCGAUGGACGACUUGUAGCUAGAAAUACUGGCACUAUUUUUGAUUGCUGGUGUCUCCUUCAACCAAUCCGUCUAUCUUUAAAAUGGGAACUUCCUACAUUCGUGCUAGUUGAUUCGUCCACUAAGGUGCCUGAAUUGUUUUGCUUUCUUCAAUUGUUUGUAAAGGCUCCUGGUGGCCCAUUCUUGAGGAACUUUACGAGGAGCGUGUGCCAGUGUACAGAUUUAUUCAAAGGCCUGGUGACCUAGUCUGGCUCAGUCCUGGGGUAGUACAUUGGGUACAGUCGUCGGUGAGCAGUUAUCUUUUUUACUCUUAAGAUCUCAUUAGUAGUUCUCUUUUCUGUUUGCCAUACAGUUCUUGUUCUGUUAGGUUGGAGAAUUUGGUGUUGGAUUAACCGAUGAUCCCCUUAUUGACAUUUUUCUUUAUUCUCAUCACUUGUCUGCGUGAUAUUGUAGAGCUAUUGUAAGGAGAAAUUCUGUCUUGGUCACUCAUAGGAGUAAGGAUGAAACUGUGUAAUUUGAAAUUACAGAAGUGCUAGUUAUGUUUCUCUCAUUUUUGGUGAUGAAAGUUGUGAUAAAAUUUACUUGUAUUUUAGGGUUGGUGUAACAAUAUUGCCUGGAAUGUCGGUCCUCUUACAGGUGAGUGUAGGUAGAGAUUCCACGCAAUUUAUUUGGACGUAUUCGUGACGUUCCAGUCAUAUUUCAUCACUGCUACCUUUUUUAUCUGGAACGCUUCAUAUCUCUAAUAUUAAAAUGAUCAUUUUGCAGAGGACAUGUACACAGCAGCUAUAGAAAGAUAUGAAUGGAACAAACUACAAGGUGAGAAAUUGAUUAACUACAGUAGAGCGGUUUACAAACAUCUCAAGGUGUUUUUCUUUUGUCACCCAUGUUUCACGUGGAGUAGUGCAGUUAGGCAGUGGCUGUAUUAAGUAUAUUUUAGGAUACUGACAGCAGAUCACAUCGCUUUUACUUUGAUUUACUAACCGUUUGAUUACUUUCCUUCUCAAUAACGCUGUUGUUUUGGUUCAAAAGCCCCACAAAUUUCUUAUGAAUGAUGAUCGAGGAGUGAUCAGUUUAUCAAGGCAUACUAUUUGACAAAGCUAGGAAGAAGGCGCUUUGCUCCUUCAACUUUAGGUUUUUUUACGGUCCAGGUCCCGGUUGUUCGAAGGUUGGAUAACGCUAUCUGCUGGAUAAAUCUCAAUCCGGUGGAUAGUAUAGUAUGUUUUUCGAUCAUUUAUCCGCUUAUCCGUUGGAUAACGUUAUCCAACCUUUAUACAACUGGACCCAGCUGUCUAGUUCAAUGCGGCCGAUUUGAACUGUUAUUUAUGAAAUUCCCUGCAAUUUCAACUUCAGGUGAGAAGUCCAUUGUGGCCAUGCUACACUUGUCGUGGAACCUCGCAAGAAAUGUGAAAGUCACCGAAAGGAAGUUGUUUGAACAUAUUAGGUGAGUCUGCGCGAAAAUUGUGCUCUUGUUCCUCUCCUCCUCAGAUGAUUGUUAAUCCAUUAACGAAGGCGUACUUUCAUUGAAUUGUUCCUGGAAAUCCGUGCGGUUAGACUGUCUCUCUCCCCUUUCUCUGCUAGUUGUAAUCUCGCAAGUGUUGCGUUUGAUUUCAGAGUUGUGCUGGCCAGGUCACUCAAGUAUUGUCAGAUUACUGUGGAGAAACUAAAGCAUGCUGGGAUUGAGGUGAUGUGGCAUGGGAAAAAACACAAUGAAGGAUCUCAUUACUGUUUUCAGUGCGAGGUGAGCAGCUCUUCUGUUGGACUACAUGUUGUGUUGAGUUCUUCCUUGUACAUUUUUUUCGACAUAUGGGAAGCGUUACAACACAUUUUAAGUAGAGUUUAGGGCCUUGGAAGUGGCGAAUCGCGCUUACUAGCUGAUGUGUAACAAGCUGUGCAAAUCUCGAGUUGAAUUUUACAACCCCUGAUGAUCAAAUUUGUCGAAAAACCAUAAAAGAAGAGUAGAGAGACUGGUAGCUAGAGUUCGUUGCACGUCGGAUGAUUAGCUCUGUGAGUUUUAAGCCCAAAUUCCAAUUUCCAUUUCGCUUUUGCAGUUUUUUUCGGUUUUCUUUUGAGUCCUUAUUGGCCUCUCAUGACGUGUUCCCUUGAUCGUGCAUGUUCUACAAACACUACGCUAUCGACAUUGCUGAUCCUAGCAGUAUGCAGGACGCGUGUCAUAUGAACUUCGUAAUAGACCUCGCUCACCGUAGUCUCUGUAGCUCAGUGGUAGAGCAUCGGAGCGUGGAAUCAGAAGGUCUGAGGUUCGAUUCCUCAUUGGAACUCAGAAUAUUUUCUUUGUCCCACGCUCGUGACAAGACGAAAAACAUCUUUCUUUAUUUCUUUGGAUCUGUUUGUACGAUCCUGUCGAGAAGCACUGUGACCUGCUUACAAACUCGUGCUUCUCUUUUGCUUCCUAGGUGGAGGUUUUCAAUAUUCUGUUUGUCACAGACAACAAGAAACACGUCGUGUAUUGUCAAGAUUGCGCCAGAAAGACCAGCAGUAAUCUUGCUGGAUUUAUAGUCCUCAAUCAGGUAAAAACCUUUCUCGUUACUGAAACACAGCCACUUUUUUUUGAUCAAUCAUCGGUAUUUUAGACACUAGUGGUACUUGUCUGUGUGGAGUCCGUUUGAGAGCCGUCAAAAGUUGUGUGUACACGUAAAGUAGUGCGUGUAUCUUUAGUUAACCCUUUACACCCUAACAUCAGUAUGCAUAUUCUCCCUAUUGUUCUCUACACAUUUCCUAAGGUGUAACAAGGAGAAUUUGCUUAAUAGUGAGGAGCUUCUUUAGUUGGUAAUCAUUUCCUUUAUUCUCAUGAUCUAAAUGUGUGAUUCAGAGGUGAUAUUGUAAACAGAAAGUAGAUGCUUGUCACCCUUAGGGGUUGAAGGGUUAAGGAAAAUUAUUUUCAGCUUUUUUCGUUAUUAACUCGCACGAAUUUUCCCUUUUUUCAGUACACGCUUGAGGAGCUGACUGAAGUGUAUAAUAAUUUUAAAUUACAUGCGGUAAGCGAAAGUUCUUAUUCACGUAUCUGAGAUCUGUAUUUUGCUGCUCAAUACAAGCACAUUGAGUUGGUGAUUGUUGACGAGUCGACGUAGUUAAGCAGCCUUAAUGAUUUGUCAGCAUUUUGUUAUAAUAUAUUCACAAUUUUAUCCUCUCCGCUGUUUUCUCAGGUGACUCCCCGAGCUGUGGAAGCCGUACUAGCCCAGAAUCCCUCGCAGCCUUUAGGCGUGGUCGCCCAGGGUGUGAGCAAUUUAGCGUAGUUAACAUUUUUUGAUACUGUUGCGUUUUCUGUUUUUGUACAAAAGAGAGGUAUAUUUUCUAUAAUGAACAAAGCGUUAAAUUCAAGCAACGAUCGAAUUCUCAUGCGAGCUGUAUGAUAUUUAAUUUAGGUAAUGGAAGAUUAUAUUUGAAUUUUUCUGCCGGCGUAGCGCCGCGUCAAGUACAACGUAGUCUGAAAAUUCAGCAUUUUCCUCUCUCCGUUGACAAUGAUACUUUCCACUUCAAUUCGAUUCUCAUCGAAAUAUCUCAGAGGUUUAAUAUAACAUUUUUUCUUUUGUGUAUUUUGCCCUUUCUCUUGUUAAGUUCGAUGAUGCGUCAUCUGUGUAUGAUCAUUUCGAUCUUAAUCAGCUCAGACUGUUGCGUGACCAUCCAAGACAUUUUUGGAGGUCACGCAAAAAUCGUUUUCGUCACGUUAUGAACACGUUGCACGACUGCGUCAAGGAUCGCUCGUUUUUCUAAGUUAAGUAUUAUUGGUUUUUUUUUUUUAAUUCAGUCUUACCUAAUCUUUCUCUAUUUGAUUCAUUUUUUUUUUAUCAAAUACCUGGAAAGAAAUUUUUUACACUUAUUGCAUGAGAUUUCAAAGAAUUCUUGGGAACAACUAAUUAUUAAAAUUAUAAUCCGACUUCAAUUCUGGGAGUGAGAAUAUUCACCCCACUUCCCUCCCUUGCCUUUUCGCCUGUAAAUUGUAUUUUUGGCCGGGCUUAAAUAAGCCACCAUCCGUUGAAACUAUCAUGAAUCGCGAGGAUAAUUUUAGCGGUACUCUGCUCGUCUUGUUAUACACAACAAUCUCGUCUGUAAAUACUUGCCGUAUUGUAAACGCUGUCUUUGAUAUUGCAGUGUGAUUCUUCGUCAAUUUGUUUGCAGCAGGCUAAGAAACAGCAUCAUCGUACUUUGCAUAACUGGGUUUUUCUUUUCACUGGGACAAAAUAAACUGGUUAACCCUUUAAUUCGCUGUGGUCAGAAUGUCAAUUCCUCUUAAGUUUUUCCAUACACUGUCAAGCAGAUAGCUUCUGUGAGCUGAGAAAGUUAUCAGCUCAGGGAGACUGAUUGGAUGUAACACCAAAUUCUCGAAAGUAAUCAACUAAGAAAGAUACGGGAAUCACCAGGGAGAAUUUAGUUAUCGAUCACGGGAGUGAGAGGGUUAAUGUUACCUACUUAAAAGUUCACGAUCCCGCAGCGCAGCAUUUAAAUAUUUAAUUUUGAUUUCCAACGCUAAUUUAAGUAAAAAUAGUUAGAGUGUAACAAGAGUGAUAGUUUUAUGACACUGCAACGCGUUGUAUUCUGUUGAAUUGGAAGCACUGCUUUGAACAGUGAAACGAUUAUUUGUAAAUUGUUUUAUAGAAUCAACCGUUUUUUGCCAAGUAGCGCGCUUUUGCGGCGCACAAUCGCUAUGGCCUUUUCGCUGGCUAGAAACACAGCACCCAACCGCCAUAAAACCGCAUCACUCUUCAUUCACAAUUCAGGUUCAUUUCUUCAGCACAAAUGGAGACGGAGAUCCGUUUCCCUGUUAGUUAAUCAUUAGCUUAGGUGAGAAAAUACUGUUCCUAGUUAUAACUUAAAACCAUGAGUUUUGUUUGUCGUUCUUACCACACGUUAACGCACUUUUUAUUCAGUGAAUAUUCGUUCUGUAUCUCUGGUUAAUAUGCGUCUACACUUUUUAAGUCAUCUUUGUUAAACGUUGUUAAUUUGGCAGCAUUCACAUAUGUUUCCCAACGCUCACCGGAAUUUGUGAUGUUAAAUUAAUGUAAAUUUUUGUCUUGCAAUUUCAUGUUCCUUUCCUGACCUCGUCAAAAGAAUUUUAGCCGAUGGACGCUGGGAAUGAUAGGCACUGCUAAUGAUGAGGAAUUUUUGUUUGGCUUUUGUUACGUUUUCGUGUGAGUGUUUCUUCUUUCACUCCCAAAGGCCUUUACUAGUAGUUUAGUUUUGGAUAAGGUUUUGUAAGAGUGCCACACGAUUGUCCAUUGAACACUUGGUACGUUGCCUUUUCACCUUAUCGUGUACAACCACAUAGAGUAUCACGGCAGUAGUGCGUAAAAAUGCAAACGAAUCGACGGAGAUUCAUUUACAGAGGUCAAUUAGACAGCCCUCGUCAAAUUGCUACAGAAAUGUUGUGGUUGAAUGUUAAACCAUCGUGGAUUUGAUUUUCUCAUUUGGUGGAAUACUUUGGGAGUGGAAGGACUUAGGAGAGGUUCUGUAGUGUUGAGCAUUUUUGCGUAAUUGAAGAUUCGGUUUAAACUGAAUGUGUGUAAUUCGCUUUUAGAUGACAUGUUUUUCCCGGUUGUUAAAUCAAUCAAAUGCCUUGCGCUGUGAUAUAUUGCCACACUGUGGCGCUGAAUAAAGAUAUUUAUUUCCGUU